AGUUUUAAACUUUAAAUGAAUACAUUUUACAAUCUAUCUCUAUUCUAGUUAUGGACGACGGGCCUCCUGGUUUCGAAUCUGCUGGUGCUGCAGACCCUCAGAACUUUAUGAUGAACCAGGAUUUUCCUCCACGCAAGCAAGAUAACCAGAGUUUUGGGAACUUUCCAGACAAUCAAAGCUUUGGAAGACCCAGCAAUUUCGAGGGUGAUGGUCCUCCUCGUGAAAGUGGAACACAAUCAGACCAUGGACGUUCACGUUCUCCUCCAAAGAUAGAGCAAUCACCUCAUCGAAUGGGCAGAUCUUUUGGAGGGAGACCAAUGAUGAACCGAGGGCCACCACCUGGUACAUUCCACCCUCCUGGGAUUGGACCUCCAGGGAUGGGUCCUCCAGGUCUUGAUGGUCCUGCAGAUGAUUUAGCUCCUCCAGGAAUGGAACGUGAGCGACCAGGAUCAGGAGACCUUGGACCCCCAGGGUUAGAACGAACAGGAGGGGGUGCUCAUGCGGGUGGUGAUGACCAUGAACAUGAUGAUGAGUUUGGUUCACAUGCUCACAACGAUGAGCCUGAUUGGGACCAUCGUGAACGAGGUCGUAGAGACUUUGACAGAAGAGGAGGCCCUGCAAAUUUCAGCCCAAGAUGGAGAGGUCCUGGUCCCAUGAAUAGGGGAGGUUAUCAAAGAGGAGGAGGAUUUAGAGGAGGUUAUAAUAACAGGGGUUCACCUGAUUUCAACCGACGUGGUGGACCUGGUCCCAGAGGUGGAUUCAGGGGUCCACCCCCUGGAAUGUUUGGUGGCCCUCCUCCUAGAUGGGAUGGUCCUGGAGGUUAUCCUAUGGGUCCAAUGCCUGGCAUGGGGCCUGGUGGCAUGCCUGGACCAGCUCCUCCUGCUAACCCCAUGUUUACUGAUGUAGAUGGUGAGGUCUGGAUCGAGUACAAAAAUGAUCAAGGUCGUCCAUACUACUACAAUUGCAAGACUCAAAAAACUGUUUGGACAAAACCUAAACUUAAAGAAGAAGGUCCAGGUGGCCCAAUGAUGGACCCUAUGAUGAGAAUGCCAGUUCCUGGACCUGGUAUGCCUGGAAUUCCAGGUCCAAUGGGAAUGCCCCCGGGUGGAAUGCCUGGUCCCGGUGGUAUGCCUAGAUUCCCUGGUCUUCCGUUCAGUGGAGCUCCAGACAUGAUUCCCAACCAAGGUCCAGGUGCGGGUGGUCAUCCUCCAGAAAAUGCAGCACCCAAGAAAAUAUGGUCCGAGCACAAAACAGAAACUGGCAAGGUUUACUUCUACAACUCCGUUACCAAGCAGUCAGUCUGGGAGCGUCCUAAAGAAAUGGAUGAGGAGCAAGGAGGAGUAAAGAGAACACCUGAGCCACUGGAGCAACAGCUUCCAGUCAGUAGUAAUGCUAAGAUAACUAUUCCAGGUAUCCCAGAUUCCAUAGCCCCAGCAAUCAUGGCAGCACGUGCUGCCGCGGCUGCAUUGGCAGCGAACUUAAACAAGAGCAACGAUGAAGUUCCUAACAUUCAGCACCAACUCAACAAGUCCUCAACACCACCCCCACAUGCACAGUUCUCCAGCAGAGAGGAGGAAGACACGCCAGAGCCGGAGAGUACUGAAAGUCACGACGUGGAGAUGCAGGAAGACUCGGAGAGUGAUAGAGAAGAAGCGCCGCCCUCCCAGCAGCCGGAGGAGAAGAGAGAAGAAGUGGCUCCGGGAGACUCGAACAAACCAGUGGCCAUCAACAGUGUUAUUGGGACACCUUGGUGCGUCGUCUGGACGGGGGAUAACCGGAGUUUCUUCUACAACGCCGUGUCUAAGGAGUCUCACUGGGUAAUGCCUGACGAGCUGAAGGAUAAUCCUCAAGUUGAGAAACUCCUUACAGAACCUCCCAAACCAAAGGGGAAAGAAGGUGCAUCUCUAUCAGAAGAUCUGCCGGCUAGGAAAAAACCAAAGUUGGAAAAGACUGUCCUUGGAAAGAAAUCAGACGGGAUAAUAAUAAACCUGUCUUCCUCUUCCCUUCCAACCAGUAUUAUAAAUACAGCUUCUAGCGCUAUUGAUGAACCACAAGCAAAGCCGCCUGCAGAGAAGAUCGAGCCUACAAAGUACCAAAAAGAAAAGAUGUCACUAGAAGAGAGGCAGACUGCGUUCAGAGAAAUGUUGCUCGACAGGGAAGUGUCCGCGUUCAGCACUUGGGAUAAGGAGCUCCACAAAAUUGUGUUCGAUCCGCGGUAUUUGCUUCUCUCGGGGCGGGAGAGGAAGCAAGCCUACGAGAGCUUCAUCAAGAGUAGGGCUGAGGACGAGAGAAUAGAGAAGAGGAAUAAGAUAAAAGAUAACAGAGAGAUGUUCAAGAAGUUGAUUGACAAGGCUAAUCUUUCGUCCAGAGCGACAUUCAGUGAUUUCGCCCAAAAGUACGGCAAAGAUCCCAAGUUCAAAGCGAUAGAGAAGAUGAGAGAGAGGGAGCACCUUUUCAACGAGUGGAAGUCAGAACAGCAAGCUGAGAAGAAGAAAGAGGGAGAAGAGCCGGUAAAGGAGGAAGUAGUCCACGAGAAGAGGGAGUCCCGAGAGCGAGAAAGAAGUAAAGAUAAGAGUAGAGGGAGUGGGGAUAGGCACGAGAGUAGAGGGAGUGGGGAUAGGCACGAGAGCAGAGGCAGUAGGGACAGACAUGAGAGCAGAGGUAGUAGGGACAGGCAUGAGAGCAGAGAUCGACAAAGUCGGGACAGACGCGACUCAAAAGAAUCCAAGGCGAAACAGAUCAAGGACGACUUCACGGAUAUGUUAAGGCACGGGGAUGUGAGGAUAAGUCCGGACUCUUCUUGGAGCAAGAAAAAGAAAUAUUUCGCCGACGAUGAGAGGUACAUAGCGGUCGGCUCUUCCUCUACCAGAGAGGAGUAUUUCUAUGAGUACACUAAGUCGUUAGAGAAUAGAGAACCGGAGCUGAGUGAGACGGAAAAGAAGGCCAUAGCAAGGAAGGAAAGGGAGGCGGCUGCAAUGAAAAAAAGGGAGGGAGAAGUGGCUAGAAAACAGGUGGACCAGAAUCGGGAAUGGGAAAGAGAGCGUGGUGCUCACGCCAGGGAAGAGGCGCAGCAACACUUCUUAGCCCUCUUGCACGACAUGGUGCGGGAUGCAGAUGCGUCAUGGCGCAAAACCCGCAAACAGUUGCGAGAUGAUAGUCGGUGGGAGCUAGCUGCUUUGUUGGAUGCGGAUCAGAAAGAAAAGUUAUUCUUAGAGCAUAUCGACAAUCUUUCUAACAAGAGAAAACGGUCCUUCAAGCGGCUUCUGGACGAAUGCGAGCAUGUGACCCUGACGUCAACUUGGAAGGAGAUCAGAAGGAAAAUAAAACACGACCCUAGGUUCAGCAAAUUCUCAGAAGACGACAAGGAGAGAGAAGCAGAGUUUAGCAGGCACAUAAAAGAUCGGGUAUCCCUCGCAAAAUCGGACUUCAAACAAUUGUUGAAGGAAAUCAAAUGUGUUUCCCACAAGUCGAAGGAAAUAUUACGUGGCCCAAACGGAGACUCCCACAUGAGGGAAAUUAGGCAGUUUUUAACGAACGAUAAGAGAGGGCUUGUUUUGGAUGAUUUGCCAGAAGAGCGAGAUAGGAUACUAGACGAUUAUCUGGCAGAAUUAGAGAAAUUCGGACCUCCACCCCCGCCCACAGCAACUAGACCAUCUAAACGAUAAACUAAAUUAUAUGUUUUAACCUUAUCUUCACAGUUUCUUACUCACCCCUGCACUUACUGAUUUCAUUGAAUAACAUUCUAAUAUAGUUUGCCAUAAAUCGCUGAAUCUGGAAUUUGUGAGUGCAGUGAGG
Messenger RNA from Bolinopsis microptera, 3795 nucleotides. Its product is annotated as transcription elongation regulator 1-like. Gene Ontology annotation, cellular component: nucleus. Gene Ontology annotation, molecular function: RNA polymerase binding; transcription coregulator activity. The coding region runs from base 51 to 3665 and encodes 1204 amino acids. The record is from RefSeq and is a predicted model, not a curated record. The transcript has 16 exons. NCBI's taxonomy places the organism in Eukaryota, Metazoa, Ctenophora, Tentaculata, Lobata, Bolinopsidae.